Messenger RNA from Venturia canescens, 4466 nucleotides. RefSeq names its product protein argonaute-2-like (gene AGO2). Bases 329 to 3664 code for a protein of 1111 amino acids. Gene Ontology annotation, biological process: regulatory ncRNA-mediated post-transcriptional gene silencing. Lineage: Eukaryota; Metazoa; Arthropoda; Insecta; Hymenoptera; Ichneumonidae. Gene Ontology annotation, molecular function: miRNA binding; RNA endonuclease activity; single-stranded RNA binding. The transcript has 16 exons. The record is from RefSeq and is a predicted model, not a curated record.
CAGUCGCACUCGUUGAGACGUGUUCGACUCUUCCCCGGUUUCGUUUAUACUCAAUCAGUGAAUACCCUAUUUCAAGGGGAAAAUAUACGAAAAAUAGAUAUAUCACUGCGUCUUGUGUACGGCCAUAUUGUAUUGUACCAGAGCAUUAUUGCGUUACAUCAGACAUCAGAUCGAAACAGAGUCAAAUUCAUUUGCAAUCUGCAUUUUGUACGAAAUACGAUCUUUAGAUCUUCAUAGGUUUUUUUUCACUUUAUGUUGUAAAGUUCUGAGAGUAUUGAUUUAGCCUUGACUUUUCAAUAAACAACUCGUUUACCCAAAAAAAUCGACAAUGGGGAAAAAAGGAAAAAAGAAGGGAAAUAAUGAGCCAGAUUCAGGAAAAGCUGAGGCAGGCUCUUCAACGCAACAGCAACAACCCCAACCAGCACAACAACAGCAGCAGCAGCGACAACCUCAACAACAACAGCAGCAGCAGCGACAACCUCAACAACAACAGCAGCAGCAGCGACAACCUCAACAACAGCAGCAGCAGCAGCAGCAACAUCAACCUCAACAACAACAGCAGCAGCGACAACCUCAACAAUACCAGCAGCAGCAGCAACGUCAACCUCAACAUCAACAGCAGCAGCAGCAACGUCAACCUCAACAGCAACAGCAACCUCAGUGGAGUGCACCCUCUGUGGCUCAAAUUACAGCAGACGUUGCUCAAUUAAAUGUUGGUGACGGUGGACGUCAAAAUGCAGGUCAAGGUCGAGGCCGUGGCGGUCGUAGUGGAGAACAACCCAGAGGUGCAUGGGGACAAGGACAAGGUCGUGCCGAACAAAGAGAAAGUGCUCCAGCUCAUAUUCCUGGAAUGGCACAACCACCUCAGGGUCACGGACGAGGUCGUGGCGGACGAAGAGAUCAACCCAGACCUGGGGGACAACAACAACCAGCACAAAUUCCUGGAAUGGCACAACCACCUCAACAAAGUUACCAAAGAGGAGAUGGUGAUGGAAAACAAGCUUAUCGACAGCGCGACCCUUCAGCUGUAUCUUCCAUAGGGGACACUGCCUCAGUAAAGAGUGGAAGUUCGGAGGGGAAAGACAAAGGGAAAAAGCCAGGAGCAACUCAGCCGGCUCCUCGUGUGUCACCUGCGAAGACUACGUUAUCGGCGACCUUACAGGCUAAUUAUUAUAAUCAAAUACCAAAACGCAAAGUUCCGAAUCGCGGGGGAAAAGAGGGACGACCUAUAACGGUCGAAACUAACAUGAUGCCAAUAAUCUUCAAACCUAAUUUCGCUCGCACUGUGAUCCAUUAUGAUGUUAAACUGGAUCCAGAUAAGCCAAAAUUCAUGUAUCGUGCGGUCGUAGAAGCCGUCAGGAUGAACCAUUACCGCAAUCUGUACCCGGCCUUCGACGGUCGAUGCAAUCUUUUCUCCACUGGUGUCUUGCCGUUCGGCGAUAAUUUGACCACAGAGGUAGUGGUUCUGAACAAAGAGCGACAAAAAGACAUGACCUUCAAAGUUUCUCUGACUAGAGCCCAAGAUAUCGAUAUGUCUUGGUUACCGCAAGUGAGACCGGGAUUCGCGGAGAACGAAAGAUCCCAAAUCGCCAUACAGGCACUCGAUGUUAUUCUCCGUUCGGCCGCCAUUCGCCAAAAUUGCACAACGGUUGGAAGAUCCUUCUUCAGUGCACCGACUGGAAGAGUAGUGGAAUUGGGAAAUGGUAUGGAUCUGUGGGUUGGAACAUUCCAAUCAGCGGUACUCGGCUGGAAACCCUAUUUCAAUGUCGAUGUUGCCCACAAGGCAUUCCCACGUAGUCAAAGAGUGACGGAUUUAUUCCAAGAAAUGUGUGGCGAUCCUCGAAGUAAUCAGCCAGUCACCCCGAGAGAUAUCGAGUACAACAGGCACAAACUCGCAAGUUUUCUGAAAGGUCUGAAAGUCACUUACGAAAUACCGGGGCAUCCAACCUCAAGACGUACAAUGGGCGUCAACGAUCUCGGCAGAGAUGCAAGAUCCGCAAACUUUGAACUGGACGACGGAACGGUUACGACAGUUGAAAACUAUUUCGCCAAAGUGAAAAAAUAUAGGAUUCAACAGCCACUUUUUCCAACACUUUGGGUUGGUUCGAGGAACAAAACCAUUCUCAUUCCGGCAGAACUAUGCGUGAUAGAACCCGGUCAAGUGACACAAAAGAAAAUGGAUGAAAGGCAGACGUCGACCAUGAUCAAAUAUGCAGCAACCGAUGCUCAAACUCGCAAACGAAAAAUAAUGGAAGGCUUCGCAAAAAUGCGCACUAACGAAGACCCGGCAAUGAGGGAAUUUGGUGUUUCCAUUGGGGGAGAAUUUGAAAAGGUGAAUGCGCGCGUUCUCAAUCCGCCAACGCUCAAAGGGAAAGGGGAUAUGAUUGUUAGAAAAGGAGUAUGGAGAGCAAGUGGUUUUUUCACUCCUGUGACAUUGCCCAGCAAGUCCUGGACAAUUCUCAACUUGAACGAUAGAACUCGAGAAGACUCUUUGAGAAACAUGGUCGGAUGCUUAAUGAAUGGAGGCAGAGCUGUCGGUAUGAGUAUUGAAGAACCUUUAACUCCUUUCAAAAAUAUGAGAGCUCCAAUGCGAGAUGUACGAGAAAUAAUACAAUUCUUUAACGACAAAAAGGAAGACGGACUCAAACUCAUAAUUGUCGUUGUACCGGAUAAAACUGGCCCGGUUUACAGCAAAGUUAAGCAAGUCGCGGAAUUAAACGUUGGAAUAUUGACCCAAUGUAUCAAAGCUGUCACGGUUGAGAGGAAGAUGAAUGACGCGACCGCCGGAAAUAUUUUGCUCAAAAUCAAUUCAAAACUCAACGGAACCAAUCAAAUUUUCGCACCCGGGAAGCGACCACCCUGCUUGGCCGAACCUUGCAUGAUUGUGGGCGCCGAUGUGACUCAUCCAUCCCCAGACGCAGUGGGAAUACCUUCCAUAGCGGCGGUCGCCGCGAGUCACGACCCAAACGCCUUCAGAUACAAUAUUAAAAUACAACUCCAACCACCGAAAACCGAAAUAAUACUUAAUCUCGAACAAAUUGUAAAGGAACAGUUAUUAUUCUUCUUCAAAGCGACUGGGCACAAGCCAGCACAUAUAAUAUUUUAUCGAGAUGGUGUGAGCGAAGGUCAGUUCCCUCAAGUGAUGCAUCACGAACUUCAAGCGAUACGUAACGCCUGUAAAAAACUUGGAGGAGCCUCGACUUACGAACCACACAUCACUUUUCUCGUCGUGCAGAAAAGACAUCACAUUCGAUUGUUCCCUACCGAUCCACGGAACUCCGACGAUAGAAAUGGCAACGUUCAAGCCGGGACUGUUGUUGACACCGAUAUUACGCAUCCGUCUCAUAUCGAUUUUUACCUCGUUUCGCACGCCAGUAUUCAGGGAACUGCUCGACCGACAAAAUAUCGGUGCCUCUGGGACGACCGCGGAAUGUCAGAAGAUGAGAUCGAACAAUUGACUUAUUAUUUGUGUCACAUGUUUUCACGAUGCACACGAUCUGUGAGUUAUCCGGCACCAACUUAUUACGCGCAUCUCGCAGCGUUCCGGGCCCGAGCUCUCAUUAACGAGGUCGACAUUCGUUUGAACAAUCUCGAGGAAGAACAACGAAUGAAAAUGACCAUCAAAGAUGACAUUAUCGUCAAAAAUCCAAUGUUUUUCGUAUAAAAACGAAAAAUCAUAUUACUACCAUGUUUCUGGAUAAAGAUUUAUCUGAAAGUAUUCCAGCAGUUGAGAGACGCUGUUUAUUCAGAUUCUUCAAGUUUACAGAUUAUCCAGAUAUUUCGUCAAUUUUAUAUAGAUAUAUAUUUUUUUUUAAUUGUUUUGCGUAUGUUUUGUUGGCUUAAGAGAGAGGCUGUUCUCAAUUUCAAUCGAAUUUACAGCCAAGUGGACUUUUAUCAAAACUAAAGAAAAAAAAAAUUUUGACUGCGUUUAAACAACUCAGUGAACGGUCAGUGAAGCUCUCAAAAGUUUGACGUCGAUUCCUAAAUACUUCUUAUAUAGAAGGCCAGACCUUAUUUAAAAUGAAAAAAUAGUCGAAGAUUACGAAACUGUGAUCAUGAAUAUAUAUAUAUAUAUGGAUAAAUUUUUAGUUUGGAAAAGAAUAAAUAAGCUCAGGAUCGAUUUAAAUGACAAAAUACAUAUGACGAUGGUGCUGUUUUGCAUUCCUAUUCUUGAACAGAUCGUUCACCCUUUACUCAUAUAAUUGGAGUUAAUUUUUCAGUUUUUUUUUUCAGUCAACUUUUCAUUUCCCAAUCAUUUCAUAUUUACAUCAUAACAAGAUUGUAAACGUCAACGUUGCUUUUGCAGAACUCACUGAGUAAACUUGCCGAAAAUCAUUAGUUUCGAUAAAUUCGUUCAACGAUUUCUAACAAUUAUAUUUUCCUUUUCUACGGUAGUCGUAAAAAAAAUUGAAUUUUGUAUGACAAGUUAAUCAUGUACUAAUAAAAUAAAAUACAAUUCGAGAAGA